CCUAAGCAUAAGCUUCUACUGCAUCUAUCUAGCGUCGUCGUAGUAUCUGCAAUGGCCAACCACGGAGCUGCCGCUCUCCUGAUGGCGUCACUUCUCCUAGCGGUGACCCUCGCCGAUGCCAGGAUCACCUUGCAGGUGCAGGGUGGCAGCAUGAAGGAAGGUGACGCGGCUAUGACGUUCGUGAAGACCGUGCCGGCGUUGACGUGCAACAAGGUGCGCGGGUUCCAGGCGGGCGAUACCUGCUUCGACGUCGCGGUGGGUGCCGGCUUGACCCAGGCUCAGUUCCUCAGCUUCAACCCAAACCUCAACUGCCUCAAGGUUUUCGUUGGCCAGUGGGUCUGCCUCCACGCCUCCUCUGCCUGAUAGCCAUGCAGUGGGGCUAGCUGCAGCCUGCCUGCAUCGAUCCUUGCUAAAUACUUAUAACAUUAUAAAUAAGGAGACGGUCAGCCGUAUACCUCCACUACUACCUAUUUGUGCUUCCCUCGCAAAAUGAGGUGCUUGCGUGUUGUCUGGAGUAGUCCGAUCGUCUCUGUCUUUGUAGCAGCUUUGGCUUG
Lolium perenne is the source of this 554-nucleotide messenger RNA. RefSeq lists its product as uncharacterized. Lineage: Eukaryota; Viridiplantae; Streptophyta; Magnoliopsida; Poales; Poaceae. The record is from RefSeq and is a predicted model, not a curated record. Gene Ontology annotation, molecular function: chitin binding.